GGGACUGCAGCCUUCUGUUCGACAAGCACCCUCUUUUUCUUUCUGUUGGUGGCGGUAAUGCACCUAAAGCUGGCCUGCAACCGCGAAUGAACAGAAAAGAAGAAGAAAGCAGCGCCCUCACUCAGCCGUGAAUCUUUUGAGACCUGAUGGAGGAGAAAAAGGAAAGUGAAUAACACGAAACAUCAUCAUGUCAAAACUGGAGAAAUCUUUGAGAUGCUCCCUGAAAAGAAGAGCCAAAGAAUCGUUCACCUGCCCUCAGUGUGGAAAGAGUUUCCCAUCCAAAAAAAGUCUUCAACCUCACAUGAAAAUCCACACUGGAGAGAAACCGCACACAUGUGAUCAAUGCGGGAAGAGUUUUUCACGAGCAAACACUCUUAAAUUACAUCUGCGUUCUCAUUCUGGAGAAAAAACGUUUAACUCUGAUCAAUGUGGCAAAAAAAAUCUAAGGGCAGAAAACCUGAAGAGGUGCCUGAAAGUUCAUACAAAGAAGAAGCUUCACGUGUGUUCUCUGUGUGGAAAGAGUUUUACUCGGCUGGAUAAUUUAAAAUUACACUGGAAAAGACACAACGGUGUAAAGGAUCACAUUUGCAUUGAUUGUGGGAAGACCUUUACUAGAUCCGAUGCAUUGAAAGGGCACCAAAGAGUUCACACUGGAGAAAAACCUUACAAGUGUUCACACUGUAACAUGAGAUUCAGUCAGACUGGGACUCUGAAAAUACAUGUGAGGACCCACACUGGAGAGAAGCCUUACAAAUGUGAUCAAUGUGGUAAAUGUUUUACACAAAAAGGAAGCUUUAAUGACCACAUGAAAAUCCACACUGGAGAGAAGCCGCACACAUGUGAUCAGUGUGGGAAGAGUUUUGCACAAACAAAAACUCUUAAAUUACAUCUGCGUUCUCAUUCUGGAGAAAGACCAUUUAACUGUGAUCAGUGUGGCAAAAGAUUUCUUAGGGCACAAAACCUGAAGAGGCACCUGAACAUUCAUACAAAGCAGAAACCUUACAUUUGUUUCUGUGGAAAGAGCUUUUCACGAAUGGAUUAUUUAAAAUUACACCAGAGAAGUCACAGCGGUGCAAAGGAUCAUAUGUGUUUUGAUUGUGGAAAUACUUAUACGACUGCAGCUGUAUUGAAUCGCCACCAGAGAAUUCACACUGGAGAGAAACCUUACAAGUGUUUACACUGUGACAAGACAUUCAGUCAGUAUGGAAAUCUGAAGAAUCAUGAGAUGAUCCACACUGGAGAGAAGCCACACACAUGUGAUCAGUGUGGAAAGAGUUUCACACUAAAAGGAGCCCUUAAGUCUCACAUGAAAAUCCACACUGGAGAGAAGCCGUACACAUGCGAUCAGUGCGGGAAGUGUUUCACACAUGCAUACACUCUUAAAUUACAUCUGCGUUCUCACUCUGGAGAAAGACCAUAUAACUGUGAUCAAUGUGGUAAAAAAUUUCCUAGGGCAGAACACCUGAAGGUUCACCUGAAAGUCCAUACAAAGGAGAAGCCUUACAUGUGUUCUUCAUGUGGAAAGGGUUUUAGUCAGUUGGGUAAUUUAAAAGUUCACCAAAAAAUGCACAGUGGUGUGAAGGAUCACAUGUGCUUUCAGUGUGGGAAGACCUUUACUGCAGCUGUGACAUUGAAAAAGCACCAGAGAAUGCACACUGGAGAAAAUGAGAGGGUCCAAAUUGGAGAGAAGCCUUUUACAUGUGAUCAGUGUGGGAAGAGUUUCACUCAGUUAGGAUCGCUGCACCGUCAUACUAAAAACAGCUGUCUGAAAUUAAAGUAGUAAAAUUUCACAUGGACUUAAUAUCUCAAUUUACCUGCGUUCUCAUUCUUGUCUCUCUUCUGAUUUUUUUUGUUGCUUCUCCAAUCCAUUUAUUAAAUCAAUUUCUUAUUUUAUUAUCAACUUUUGAUUGUUUAUUUUUUAUUGCUAGCUGAUUCUACUUUGAUUGCAAAUUGUUUCGUAAUUUUUGUAAUAGCUGAAAGUUGUGAAGCACCAUGAUUGUUUUUUGGGCUUUCAACCCAGGGGUAUAUGCCCCAUAUAAAAUAAAAGCUCUCUAUCAUAUAAAUCUGUCCUUAGCAGCUGCAUAACAAAACAAAGUUGUCCCAAUGAACAAAGUUCAUCUUCAGGACCAACGGUUUCAAGUGAUUGAAAAAACUGAGAUGGGGUUCCUCUGAAAAGAACAAUGUCUAAGAAGUUAUAUUUUCAUAUAUCAUAUGAAAGUAUGCAUAGCUUAGUUAAAUCAUUAUGCUCAUUUACUGUCUUUUGUGAGGGAAAGAAUACAUUAUAACGAGGAAGUAAAGAGAUUUUAAACAGUAAAAUCUGCAAAUCUUCAAUUUCAGGAAACAGACUUUUGAUUGUAAGUACAACUUCAAUAAUAAGCAGCAGUGUGGUCUUGUUUUUACU
Onychostoma macrolepis is the source of this 2401-nucleotide messenger RNA. Its product is annotated as gastrula zinc finger protein XlCGF57.1-like. NCBI's taxonomy places the organism in Eukaryota, Metazoa, Chordata, Actinopteri, Cypriniformes, Cyprinidae. The record is from RefSeq and is a predicted model, not a curated record. Bases 188 to 1780 code for a protein of 530 amino acids. Gene Ontology annotation, molecular function: DNA-binding transcription factor activity, RNA polymerase II-specific; RNA polymerase II cis-regulatory region sequence-specific DNA binding. The transcript is spliced from 2 exons. Gene Ontology annotation, biological process: regulation of transcription by RNA polymerase II.